AUGACAGACAAAGGCUCGGUAUCGACUCUCGAACUCAAGGAGGUGAAGGAUGACCACACCGAUUCAACGGAGAGUGCACUCAGAUACUCAGCGUACGCCAACCGGAUCCGGACCAUUCUCACCGCCUCGCACAGGUACGUGGCGUACACUUCGGACGUGGGGGAGUCGUUCAGACCGGUGGCCCACCCGAAGCUCGUGACGUUCUGUUACGGAAUUUCGUGGUCCUACUUGAUUGGAGAUGUGGCGUACGAGUCGUGGAAGGCCCAGAUGCGCCAGGCGGGGACCUACAGGCCGGGCUUGAAGCCGUGGGAUCCAAAGCCAGAGGUGAGCACGCUUUUGCGGGACUCGUACGACGACUUGGACUGGAAGAUACUCGGCGUCAAGCGGGCCUUGUUCCAGAGCAUUGCCUCGAUGGGGUUGCCUGCGUUCACCAUCCACUCCACGGUCCGGUACUCCUCGGUCUUGUUCAAGAACUCUGCUAACAAGAACUUGAAGACGUUUGGUCCAGUCGCUCUCGGCUUGGGUGUUGUCCCCUUCUUGCCCUACUUGUUCGACAAGCCCGUCGAGGAGUUCAUGGACUGGGCAUUUGCCAGCACCUUCCCCUCGGUCAAGCAAAGCAAGAAGCUCCCAUAA
Messenger RNA from Pichia membranifaciens NRRL Y-2026, 633 nucleotides. RefSeq lists its product as hypothetical. Gene Ontology annotation, biological process: mitochondrial fission. Lineage: Eukaryota; Fungi; Ascomycota; Pichiomycetes; Pichiales; Pichiaceae. The transcript has a single exon. Gene Ontology annotation, cellular component: mitochondrion. The record is from RefSeq and is a predicted model, not a curated record. The coding region runs from base 1 to 633 and encodes 210 amino acids.